Epithele typhae is the source of this 414-nucleotide messenger RNA. RefSeq lists its product as uncharacterized. The record is from RefSeq and is a predicted model, not a curated record. NCBI's taxonomy places the organism in Eukaryota, Fungi, Basidiomycota, Agaricomycetes, Polyporales, Epitheliaceae. Bases 1 to 414 code for a protein of 137 amino acids. The transcript is spliced from 5 exons.
AUGUUUGCCAAGUCCGCCAUCUUCGUCCUCUACUGCCUCGCCUUCGCUCUCCUCGUCAAUGCCGCUGCCGUUGAGAACAACAAGCGUGCCGACAUUGGGGGAAUCAUCAACUCUCUCACCAGCGACGCGGGCUCAAUCAUCAACGAGGGCACCUCUCUCGCUGGCUCCAUCUUCACCGACGCGACCCAGAUCAUCAGCGGUGUCGGUACUUUCGUCACUUCGGUUGGCGGCCAGGCCGCGACCAUCGUCACCUCGGUUGGUGGUCCUGCUAUCACCGUCGUGGCCAGCGGCGAGGGUGUUGUAACUUCCUUCGCCGGCUCAGUCUACAAUCCCUCUGGCCUCCCUACUCCUCUGCUCAGCGGUUUCAUUACCGUCCUCGCGAGUAUGGUGUUCGGUGCAUAUGUCGCGUUCUAA